UCUUUGAUGAAAUUUGCAGAAAUUUUAUGUGUCGUUAUGCAUUUAGGCCACAUGGACGCAAAUGCGCCAUACCUUUUUUCCCCUUUUCCUUUCGUUUUCAACACAGCAUCGCACAAUAUUCCAUCGUCUGCCUCUUCCCAGAAUUGAAGAAACAAACUUAUUUAAGCUCAAUUCUCUUAGUACUCAGCAUAUAAUUAGGUUUUCCUUCUGAGUUUUUCCCCACACUACCGCGAAUGAGCUGAAAGUGCAGCGUUUCCGACUCCACUUCUGCAGCUGGCAAAGAGAACAGAUUCAGGGCGAUUCAUGAUGAAGCAAAAGUAGCACAUAUGAUGGCCAUGAAUCCGAGAGAAAAAGACUUCCAAGCAAAGAGAGACGGGGAUCCCAAUUACAACAAGUUCCCCAAGUUCACAUCUUCUUCAAGGCAAUGGUCAAGCUACAAAAACCCAAGAAUCAUUCGCGUCUCUCGUGACUUUGGAGGCAAAGACCGGCACAGCAAAGUGUGCACUCUGCGGGGACUGAGGGACCGACGCAUCAGGCUUUCUGUCCCUACUGCAAUUCAGCUCUAUGAUCUUCAAGACAAGCUUGGACUCAGCCAGCCCAGCAAAGUUGUCGAUUGGUUGCUUGACGCGACUAAGGACGAAAUCGACAAGCUCCCUCCUCUCCCUAUGAUCCCUGGAAGUUUCACACCGUUCCAUCAACCAACACUAGCUUGCCAAGAUUCAUCAGGAACCAUUAACCCUCAAAACCCCAUGUCCCAUUUUCUUGCUACUAAUCAUCCCUUCGCCAAGAAUUUAGGGAUUAGUACUCCAAGAAAAGAUGGGAUCAUCAAGAUAGACGAGGAUGAGAAGGAAAUGUCGACAACAGGAAAGGAAAAGUGGAUUUUUCCACAACAGGAGCAAGAAAAUCAAGAGGGUUUUGGAGGAUUUGUAGCUCAACUUUCAGCACAAAACCUCUUCCCACUGAGCAAUAUCAAUCAUCAGUCAUCGUCCAUACCGAACUUGGGCUACAACUCUUACUUCCAUUGUUGGGAUCCUCCAAACCUGUCAUUAUCUCAAUUUGGAGGAGGGUUUACUUUCCCAAAUCAAACAGAUGAGCAGCAGCAGCAGCAGCCCUACAAUACGCUUUCAACGUUUAAUCUACCGACGAGCUCUCAGCUCUAUUUCUGCCCUUCUGCAACAGCUCUGCCAGCUUCUAUCAUCCCUUCUUUUCCUUCAUACAUCAGUACCCCUUCACUGGACAACUAUGGGUUGAGACAAUUCAAUCAUCAUCAUCAGUUGCAGCAAAAUCCACAGCUUCUGCCCACAACAACCCUUCACUUGAUCAAUCCCACCAUGAAGUCCUUCGCCCUCAAUGUCAACUCUAAAACGGUUAAUCAUUCACAGGAUCAGAAAGCUGCUGAUGAAAGACGGAACAAAGACCACAGAAAUAGUUAAUUCCUGAAAGUUUUACAUGAUUCGGUAGUGCUAAUUACCUUGGAAGAAACAAAUUAAGAAGGGCUCACGUGGGAUCAAUACUUCAGAGAUAAAUUGCAA
Messenger RNA from Sesamum indicum (sesame), 1532 nucleotides. Its product is annotated as transcription factor TCP5. Lineage: Eukaryota; Viridiplantae; Streptophyta; Magnoliopsida; Lamiales; Pedaliaceae. The record is from RefSeq and is a predicted model, not a curated record. Gene Ontology annotation, cellular component: nucleus. Gene Ontology annotation, molecular function: sequence-specific DNA binding; DNA-binding transcription factor activity.